AGAACAACCGCAAAAGGUGUCAUCAGGGGUAAUGAACCGAGAAUAUUGGUCAGUUCGAGGGUGACAUCGGUCACCAAACAUGUGCUUUUUCUGUCACGUCAUCGUCAGCCAAUAGACUUUGUUUUAUCGUGAAAUUACGCAUAAGGAAGUUUCUACGUUUGUUUCGAGCCAUGGAGAAGAACACUGAGUUUCCGUUACGUCCAAACGAUCUGGCACGUGACGUCAUUUUGGCCAACGACGACGGUCUACUGGCAGACGAGGACACGCUGUCACUGUCACAGUUUGCUGUGGGUCAUGAAAUCGGCAAAGGCCAAUUCAGUCAGGUGUAUUCAGCCACGUUCCGACCCUGCCCCGAACGCCAAGUUGCAAUCAAACGUGUCGAGCUGCUCGAAAUGGUCGACUCCAAAGCACGGGCCGACUGCGUCAAGGAGGUUCAACUGCUUAAACAACUGAAACAUCCGAAUGUGGUGCGCUACUUGGGUUCGUUCGAAGAAAAGCAAUCCGGCCAGCUGCUGAUCGUGCUCGAGCUAGCAGGUGCGGGAGAUUUGGCCAAAUUUCUCUUCAGCUGUCAACGUAACUCCAGACUUAUGACAGAACCAGCCAUUUGGCGAUUUUUCGUUCAAAUCGCUUCGGCCCUCUCACACAUCCACGAAAAACGAAUCGUUCACAGAGACAUCAAACCAGCCAAUGUCUUCUUAACUUCGGAUUUGACCGUGAAACUGGGAGACUUGGGUCUUGGACGCUUCUUCAGCAGCAAAACAUUUGCAGCGCAUUCGCUCGUCGGAACUCCAUAUUACAUGAGCCCUGAGCGACUCAAUCAAUGCGGCUAUGAUUUUUCUUCGGACAUUUGGUCACUUGGGUGUCUUCUUUAUGAGAUGGCAGCACUCCAACCGCCUUUCAAUUGUUUUAAAUCCAACUGGAACGCACUUCGCCAAAACAUCGAACGCUGUGAAUACCCACCAUUGCCAUCUGAUCGCUACAGCGAUGACAUGCGAUAUUUGAUAGGAUCCUGUUUGCAACGCGCUCCUACCGAACGGCCAAACGCCCUUAAAGUGUUUCGUAUUGCCAAAACACUUCAUCUGCAAUCGUCAAUGGAUAAAAUCCCAGGUAGCUGAUCCAUCAUCUCGUCGCCAUAGUUCGUGAACGAGAUCUGGUAUUUUCGAGAAAAUCAUUUUCCACUCGCAGUCGUAAACUGUUUUUCGUGGGAGAUGUGGCGUAGAAUUUGAAAUAGUCCAUCACAAUGUCAAACAUCCUUCUCGUGCAAAAAAACAAACAACAACAGACGGUAAGCCAAAGCUUUCUUGAUGUGGUCAUGGAAAAUGAGGUGAAAGCUCGAGCGGAUUAGUUUCUCCGUGUCUUGUUCCGAAUGUCCAUCCACAGUGAGUAGUUCCGUACCGCACGAUUUCCUGAUUUACGAUCUCUAUCGGUCUUCGUAUCGCUUGUUUUUUUUUUCAAACUUCAUGUCAUUCUUUGUUUUAUUAUUAUUUCUCCACGCGUUCCACACUCGUAUUAUGUCAUUUUACGGAAAGGCAGAUGCGCUAUAGCGCUCAGCUUGUUUAUAUUUAUGCUGUAUAUUAUUAUAUGAGUUCUUCCAUC
Daphnia magna is the source of this 1596-nucleotide messenger RNA. Its product is annotated as serine/threonine-protein kinase Nek7. The record is from RefSeq and is a predicted model, not a curated record. Gene Ontology annotation, biological process: protein phosphorylation. Gene Ontology annotation, molecular function: protein kinase activity; ATP binding. Lineage: Eukaryota; Metazoa; Arthropoda; Branchiopoda; Diplostraca; Daphniidae.